GUACAGCUCUCCCGCCGUCAGGGCGCCUAUCUCUCUUGCACGGCGAGAUCCAGUCCAGUCCCGCUGGCUCUUCUGUCCUACACAUCUCGACGCGGUUUUCGGUCGUCGCCAUGUACAUGCGAUUUGUCUGACUCGGGGGGGGGGAAGAAAUUUGGGGGUGCCCGAUGGGGGAGCAAGGCCAGCAAACCUGCGACGUUGAGCGCGGCGGAGCUGGCUCUCCGGGACUCGCUGGUGACAGCAAACAAGGCACAGCAGCAGGCGGCCACACCGUCGGAAAGCAGUGGUAGUCGGUGGGGGAAUGGAAGGUCCAAAGCGCCGGCCUUGAGUGCUGCAGAGUUGACAAGUCGGGAAGCUCUUCUUUCCUCCUUGCGGCCCAGAGCAGACCACUCAAAGGGAACCAAUCAGAUACCGGCAAGGCUGCGAGCUUUGGACUGGACAUGUCCAGAUUGUCGGACCUCCUGCUUUGGCAAACACAGCCAUUGUCCCUCCUGCAAUCUUCUGAGGCCUGAGUUAGAACCUUCACAACUUCGCAAGAAAGUCACAGAGCCUUCCGAGCAGUCGCUCAGAAUUCGUCGGGUAAAGAGCGAGAAAACACCACGGCAGGACAACUACAACAAUCGAGAUAAGGAAUAUGGGCUACGACAAGAUAGAUUUGAUGGAAGAGGAAAAGGCCGUGAGCCAGCGAACGAACGGGUGGAUAAUGCUGCCGCUGCCGCCGCCGCCUCCGCCGCCGAUACCGCACGUGGCAAAAGUGCCACAGAGACUUGGUCAUGGGAUAUUUCGUCCCUGGACAAGUUGAAUCUUGAUGAAGACAAAUCUCGGUUGGAAUGGGAGGCGGAACGCAAAAAGGAUCGCAAGCCCCGUGGGCGGGAAAAUGACGAUGAGGAAUACGACCCUGAAGAGCGCAGGCAGCGCAAGCAAAAGCGGAAAGAUAAAGGCCAUCGUCAACCGGCAGAGUCAACACCAAAUCCUCUCUACCUCCCGGAGUUCAUUAGCGUGAGCAAUCUCGCAGACGUUAUCGGCGUGAGGCCCGCUCAGUUCAUAGAACGGAUGGAAGAAAUGGGAUUCGAGGGCGUGACCUACAGCCAUAUCCUGGAUGCAGAAACAGCCGGUCUAGUUGCAACAGAGUACAACUUUGAUCCUAUCUUCGACACAGCAGCAGAUGAUGAUCUCGUGGCGGCACCGGAGCCCGAGAACAAAGCCGAGCUACCAAGCAGACCCCCUGUCGUGACUAUCAUGGGACACGUCGAUCACGGCAAAACCACUAUUCUGGAUUGGCUUCGCAAAUCGUCUAUCGCCGCUUCCGAGCAUGGAGGCAUUACGCAGCAUAUCGGAGCCUUUACUGUGCCCAUGCCGUCUGGCAAGACCAUUACCUUCUUGGAUACCCCUGGCCAUGCAGCCUUCCUCGAGAUGCGCCGUCGUGGAGCCGAUGUGACAGAUAUUGUAGUGCUUGUGGUCGCGGCCGAUGACAGUGUCAAACCCCAGACCAUUGAAGCUAUCAAGCAUGCUACGGGGGCCAAAGUCCCCGUGAUUGUUGCCAUCAGCAAGAUCGACAAGGAAAAUGUCAAGCCAGAGCGGGUCAAGCAAGACCUGGCGGUCCAUGGGAUUCACGUCGAAGAUUAUGGUGGUGAUGUACAGGCUAUCCCGGUUAGCGGAAAGACUGGACAGGGCAUGUUGGAGCUCGAAGAGGCAAUCGUGGCUUUGUCGGAAAUGCUGGACCACCGCGCCGACACUGAGGGUAACGCGGAGGGAUGGGUAAUCGAGGCAAGUACUAAAUCAUAUGGCCGUACUGCCACCGUGCUCGUCCGACGGGGCACGAUGCGGGUGGGAGAUAUCAUUGUCGCCGGGACCACCUGGGCACGAAUCCGAACUCUGCGGAACGAAGCUGGCGUGUCCAUCGAAGAGGCCACACCAGGUAUGCCAGUUGAGAUCGAUGGCUGGAAAGACCAGCCAGAAGCGGGCACCGAGAUCAUCGAAGCCCCCACCGAACAGAGGGCCAAGGAUGUCGUUGACUACCGGCUGGAAAAGUCGGAGACGCAAAAAUUAGGCGAAGACAUGCUAGCAAUCAAUGAUGCACGUCGGGAGCUGAUGGAGAAACGCCGGCAGGAGGAAGAGAAAGACGACGAGACACCCAAGGCUGCCGAAGAGCAGGCUUCUGGCCCCAAACCGAUCCAUUUCAUCAUCAAGGCCGACGUGGGCGGCUCCGCCGAGGCGGUGCUGAACUCGGUGACCGCGGUAGGCAACAAUGAAGUGUUUGCCAACAUCCUUCGGACUGGCGUCGGGCCUGUCAGCGAGUUCGACAUUGAGCAUGCCGCAUCGGCCAACGGUCAUGUCAUCAACUUUAACAUGCCCGUUGAUACAGCGAUGCGGCGCAUGGCGGAGACGCGCGGCCUGCGGAUUUUGGACCAUAACAUCAUCUACAAGUUGGUCGACGACGUCAAGGAGACGCUCAGCGAACACCUGGCGCCGAACGUGACGCAACGUGUGACUGGCGAGGCAGAAGUUGGUCAGAUUUUCGAGAUCACCCUCAAGCGGAGGGAGAAGACGCUCAUCGCAGGAUGCAAGGUCCGCAACGGAACCAUCCAGAAGGCGAAGAAAGUGCGGGUCAUCAGAGGCGAGAAAACGAUCUAUGAUGGCUCGAUUACUUCCCUCAAGAACGUCAAAAAGGACGUCACGGAAAUGCGCAAAGACACCGAGUGCGGCAUUUCCUUUGAAGGCUUCACUGAUUUUGCCGUGGGCGAUCACAUCCAGUGCUACGAGGAGAUUUUUGAAAAGCGAACCCUCUAG
Molecule: messenger RNA, 2787 nt
Organism: Penicilliopsis zonata CBS 506.65
Lineage: Eukaryota; Fungi; Ascomycota; Eurotiomycetes; Eurotiales; Aspergillaceae
Exons: 3
Biological process (GO): translational initiation
Molecular function (GO): GTPase activity; GTP binding; translation initiation factor activity
Source: RefSeq, a predicted model, not a curated record